This is a messenger RNA of Mauremys mutica (yellowpond turtle), 2010 nucleotides long. RefSeq names its product core histone macro-H2A.2. Gene Ontology annotation, molecular function: DNA binding; structural constituent of chromatin; protein heterodimerization activity. Bases 199 to 1317 code for a protein of 372 amino acids. NCBI's taxonomy places the organism in Eukaryota, Metazoa, Chordata, Testudines, Geoemydidae. Gene Ontology annotation, cellular component: nucleosome. Gene Ontology annotation, biological process: nucleosome assembly. The transcript is spliced from 9 exons. The record is from RefSeq and is a predicted model, not a curated record.
CCCCUCCAGAGCUGCCGCCGCCAUUGAAACAUACAAUACAAGAGAAAGCCAGCGGCAGGCGAGCGCAGCCUAGAGGAGUCAGCGGCAGCAGGAGCCUCCCGAGGCGGGGACGGCGGCGGCGACCUCCGGGCAGCUUUUGUGUAGGUGCAAGUAAAUAAAAACUUUCUGUCAGCAAAUUGAAAGGAAUAUAGCAGCAAGAUGUCUGCCCGAAGUGGGAAAAAGAAAAUGUCCAAAAUGUCACGCUCAAGCAGGGCAGGCGUUAUUUUCCCUGUGGGGAGGAUGAUGCGCUACUUGAGGAAAGGAACAUACAAGUACCGGAUAGGUGUUGGAGCGCCAGUCUACAUGGCAGCUGUCAUAGAAUACCUAGCAGCUGAAAUACUAGAGCUAGCGGGGAAUGCAGCAAGAGACAACAAAAAGGGAAGAAUUGCCCCCAGACACAUCCUCCUGGCAGUUGCCAAUGAUGAGGAACUGAAUCAGUUGCUAAAAGGAGUGACCAUUGCAAGUGGAGGGGUCCUGCCCAGAAUUCAACCAGAGCUUCUUGCCAAAAAACGAGGUGCUAAAGGCAAAUCUGAAACUAUCCUUUCCCCAUCUCCCGAAAAGAGAGGGAGGAAAUCCUUGGUGAGCAAGAAGAGUGGAAAGAAAGCAAAGGCUACCAAAGCCCGUGCACCCAAAAAGAGCAAGCAGAAGGAGAAUGAAAAAGAAGGGGCCUCAAAUUCAACAUCUGAGGAUGGACCUGGGGAUGGAUUCACCAUCCUGUCUUCUAAGAGCCUCGUUCCAGGACAGAAGCUUUCUCUGACACAAAGUGAUGUCAGCCAUAUUGGCUCCAUGAAAGUAGAAGGCAUUGUUCACCCAACAACUGCUGAAAUAGACCUUAAGGAGGAAAUAGGCAAGGCCUUGGAAAAGGCUGGAGGGAAAGAAUUUUUAGAAACAGUAAAGGAGCUCCGCAAAUCACAAGGACCUUUGGAAGUUGCUGAAGCUGCCCUCAGCCAGUCCAGUGGAUUAGCAGCAAAGUUUGUGAUCCAUUGUCACAUCCCACAGUGGGGUUCAGACAAAUGUGAAGAGCAACUUGAGGAGACUAUUAAGAACUGCUUAACAGCUGCAGAAGACAAGAAAUUGAAAUCUGUGGCUUUCCCACCUCUCCCCAGUGGCAGAAACUGCUUCCCAAAACAGACCGCAGCCCAGGUGACUCUCAAAGCCAUUUCCACCCAUUUUGAUGACACUAGUUCUUCCUCCCUGAAGAACAUUUACUUUCUGCUCUUUGACAGUGAGAGCAUCGGAAUCUACGUGCAAGAAAUGGCAAAGCUAGACACCAAGUAGCUAUGGCAGCCAAAUGAAGCUUUAUUUUUCAACAUAAAUUUGAGUAGCAUUAAAGAAUUAGAGGUGGGUUUUAUUUUUAAAAUGUGGUGAAGAGGGGGAAUGUUAGUAGUUUGAUGUUUUGUGACUUAAUGGAGAACUUUGCUAUGGAGGAGAGGGUUUAGUCUGUGAUUAAUUCUUGCUAUAGAUACCCCCUACCAUUUUAUAUCACCUUAAAGAAAUCUUGAGUAGUUAAUUUGCCAGCUCUCUUCAAAAGUUUGUUUAAAUGUGUCUUGCUUUUUUAGUUUAGGACUCAUUUUAGAUUUGUAGCUUUGAAUUUUACACACACACACAAUUCUUUGUUCCCCUUUCUUUUUUCGACGGUGGAUGGCAAAAUGUUAAUUUUUUUUGUCUACAUUCCAUGUUGAAGAGAGAAUUUUAAAGAUGUACUAGGACCUUCUAUUUUGUUUUACCCCAUAAUAAUCUCUGUAAUUACUGAGAAUAUUUCAUCUUGUUUUUUUGUUUUAUAAGAAAAAAGAAAAGAAAAUGUGUCAAGUGUAUUUAUUAUAAACCGUACCCUAACUGCAGACACUUUUGCCUUAAAAUGAAAGUCAACAAUACCUCGUGUGGAAAUAUUUGACAUGUGAAUACUUAGUGUACAGACAGUACCAAAUAUGUGGCCACAAAAUACUGCCAUAUAAAAGACACUGAAUUAGA